Messenger RNA from Vitis riparia (riverbank grape), 843 nucleotides. Its product is annotated as kynurenine--oxoglutarate transaminase 3-like. Lineage: Eukaryota; Viridiplantae; Streptophyta; Magnoliopsida; Vitales; Vitaceae. Gene Ontology annotation, molecular function: L-kynurenine:2-oxoglutarate transaminase activity; pyridoxal phosphate binding. Bases 1 to 744 code for a protein of 247 amino acids. The record is from RefSeq and is a predicted model, not a curated record. Gene Ontology annotation, cellular component: cytoplasm. Gene Ontology annotation, biological process: biosynthetic process. The transcript is spliced from 5 exons.
AUGUCCCCUAGUAUUUACUCUCAUCGAAAAAUUGAUGAUGAGGUAUCUGUGGAUCUUGACCCACCUCACUGGACAUUGGGUCCUAACAAGCUUAUGAAGUCUUUUACUGUCAAAACAAAAGCUAUAAUAUUGAACAGUCCUCACAAUCCAACUGGAAAAAUUUUCACCAAGGAUGAGUUGGAGAUCAUUGCUGGAGCUUGCCUCACCAAGGAUUGCCUAGCUAUAACAGAUGAAGUAUGGUGGAGGGUUGGAUGGGCCAUUGCUUCAGCUUGCAUUGCCUCGACGAUUAGAAAUAUCCAUACUAGGAUUACAGAUUGUGCUCCAGCACCAUUUCAGGAGGCUGUUGUGACUGCUUUGAGAAUUCCACCAGAGUACUUUGAAUUAUUGAGAAGCGAUUACGAAUCCAAAAGAGAUUUUAUUAUCAAGAUGCUUGCUGGGGUUGGUUUCCGGAUUCAGUUCAAACCUCAGGGUUCAGUCUUCGUAUUUGCAGAGCUUCCUGAGAGUUGCCUACUUUCUGAUGUAGAAUUCAUCGAGGAAUUGAUAAAACAGGCCGGGGUGGUGGCUGUACCAGGAUGUGGUUUUUUUCAUGCGAUGCCACCUUCAGAUAAAAGACCCCCAGCUGAUCUUAGCUCUCAGAAGAGAUAUAUCAGAUUUGCUUUCUGCAAGAGCGAUGCUACUUUGGCUGCUGCUGCACAAAAAAUUGCUGGCCUCUCGGAUGCUAGAGGUCGACUCAAGCUAUUUUAAGCUUACGAAAAAGGAUAUUUGCUUUCUGUACGUAGCUUCAAAAUUGAGUUAGUAUACAGGCAAACCAAGUUUAAUAAAAACUUUACUCUUUAAGGUUCA